Messenger RNA from Paralichthys olivaceus (Japanese flounder), 2593 nucleotides. NCBI's taxonomy places the organism in Eukaryota, Metazoa, Chordata, Actinopteri, Pleuronectiformes, Paralichthyidae. The record is from RefSeq and is a predicted model, not a curated record.
AUGCCCCACCGCUGUGAUCAGAAUGAACCAGGUAGGGAUGAAGAAGAGGGCGGAGAGGAGGAAGCAGCAGAAGAAGAUGCAGCAGCUGAGGCUGCAGAGGAAGAGGCCGAGGUCGGGGAAACGGAGGACGCUCCAGCUGCUGAGAGCGAGGCUGAAACCCUUGUGGAGGAAGUUGCAGAGGUAGUUGCUGAGGCUGCCGAAGUGGUCGCUGAGGUGGCGGAGGAUGUUGCAGAGGCUGCGAAGGAGGUGGAGAGUGUUGCAGAAGAAAUAGCCGAAGUAGCUGAAAGUAUUGAAGAGGCCGCCCAAGCUGUCGCAGAACCCGCCGUCGCUGCCGAGGAGCCAGAAAGCAAUGUGCUGCCGGUAGCUGCCUCUAUUGAAGAGUUACAGAAGACAGCUGAAGUACAGGACGAGUUGGUACCUGCAGAAGAAGCUCCUGCACAAGUGGAGGUUAUACCAGCAGAAGAAGCAGCAGCUGCACCAGUGGUUGAAGAGGUCAUCGCCCCAGUGGAAGUUGCAUCUGUGCUUGAAGAGGCCCCUGCACCAGUAGAAGCUGCUCCGGCAGAAGAAGCGGCUGCACCAACAGAAGAGGCCGUUGCACCAGUGGAUACUCUACCAGUUGAAGUUGUAACUCCAGAAGAGACGCCUGCACCAGUUGUUGAGGAGGCCCCUGCACCAGUGGAGGCUGCACCAGUUGUUGAGGAGGCCCCUGCACCUGUAGAGGCUGCACCAGUUGUUGAGGAGGCCCCUGCACCUGUAGAGGCUGCACCAGUUGUUGAGGAGGCCCCUGCACCAGUGGAGGCUGCACCAGUUGUUGAGGAGGCCCCUGCACCUGUGGAUGCUGCACCAGUUGUAGAAAUCUCUGCACCAGUAGAUGAGCCAGCAGAAGAGACCUUGGUACCACCUGUGGAGGCUCCUGCACCAGUGGUAGAAGAGGCUAAACCAGUGGAAGCUGCACAAGAUGCAUCGGCUCCAGUAGAACCUGAAGUUUCCUCAGCUAUAGCUGAAGAACCAGUCACUGCUACAGCUGUAGAGGAGGUUGCAGUAGUCGUCACUGCAGAAGCAGCCAGUGCUGUGGUGGAGGAAGCAGCUGCAGCCCCUGUUGAGUCCCUGGCAGAAGAGCCUCAGAGAGAGUACAUUGUUGUUGUUCUGGAAGGAACACCAAAAGCAGAGAAGAGGCCUAAGGUGCUGGGAGUGGGGCCAAUGAGUGGUAGAAUCAUCCCAGUGCCAGAUGAUGACGACCCCCAAACUUCUGAGGGUAAGCGACGUCUUCUUAGGAUGCAAAUGCAGUAGUCGCAAUGAAGUAAACGGCUCCUAAAUGAUUGAACGACUGUCUCGUACAGAAGAUGAGGAUGUGCCUUUCUCCAACACGUUCCCGUUGUCCUUUUACCCUGAAACCCAAGGACCUAAUGUGCAGUUUCACCACAAAGACACACAAUAGAGACAGUGUUUAGAUCAGUACCUGUCAUCCAACUAUUUUAGCAGUUGUCCACAUCACUGUGACACUCCACACUGACCUUUUAUGUCUUCACUCUAUAGUCUCAUGAUGAGCCCGGUCAGAAGUAUAAUAGAUCUCUGAUUCACCAUUCAGUAACCCUUCUUAUAACUGUCUGUUUACAGAUGUGGACAUAAGUGAGCCGUUCAGUCUCCCUUUAUUCUUACUGUUACAGUUAACUGCCUCAAAAAUCACUCCAGUGGAAAACCUUACUACUCACCCCUGCAUCCUGUUCACCCAAUCACUGGCCAGCCACUGCAGUGUUACCUCUUCAAUGGAGUCACCAGCAUUCUUUACAUGACCCAACCUCAGGUCUUCCCUCUGCUUCUCUUGGUGUGAAAAUGAACAGCUGGAAACACUUGUUUAUCUAUUAUGAUGAAAUACUACAAUGUGCAGAGUAGCUGUGUUGUUACCUCAGUUUUCCUCAGUCUUUGAAAUGACACUUCAGACCUCUUUUUUUUUUUCACUGCGUAAAGUGUUUGUUCCUUCUUGUGGAUGAUCUGAUGACUAUACAGUAAUGUGCUAAUGUAACAUCAGCAGCAUGCUUCAGUAAGGAGAAGGCGGGAGAAAAGUAUAAUUGGCAAGCUGAUGUGUAAGUUAUUGCUUCCGUCCUUUCUGAGUCAGUGUUGUUGUUUGGCUCUGGCAGUCAGACCUGUCAGUUAAAGGCCUGCAGCAAGUGUGAACAGUUAGGACCCAUGUGCUAGUGUGACAUGAAACGUGUGUUUGGGAAGUAUUGCAGUAUGUCUGAACAAAAGUCUCUGGUGUGAAAUGCUUUGACAGCUCUCUCCUUGAUCUCUAAUCUUAGAUUUCCCAUUUCACAUGCUCUCCCCUCUUAUAUUGAAUUUCUGUUGUUCUUAGCUGUGCAUACACAAUGUGAAACUGACAUGAGAUGAUUGAAGGAAGAAUUGAACAUGAUUGUAAGCGUAAAUUAACAAAUGGAAAUGAGUUUCAAAAAGUUGCGCUGCGUCUGUCACUGAUGUUCACAGGCAGGUUUCUGUAAUGAGAUGUGAGUAGAAGCCUUUGUCUAAACGAAGGGCAGCAACUGUCUGUGAGACAUUACCGGUUUUCUUGUUUUAUUAAAUAAAAAGGGAUUCAAUAUUU